ACCCAGAGAAGCACUCUGAUGAACUCCAAGAGGUUCUGCUGUGAGUGAGGAGGUCGCCGCAUCCAGAUUGUGGCUUCGUCUCCAGGCGGGCCUCGCGUAAUCCGCCACGUGUCUCACUGCUAAAAUCUCCGCUGAUCGCACUGCCUCACAAGUUUGAUCAAAAUUCGCGUUUUUGCGACGCGCCUUUGCGCCAUCGGAGCCUCGUUCACGCGACAUUUUUUAAGGCGAUCGCCUUUCCGGCUGUUUUACGAUUGUCUGAGCUCCUUCCGUUCAGGCGUUCUCUCCGCUGUCCCCCUUAGUCGUCAUUCUCGUCAGCUGAGGACUUCGAGGACCAAUCAUCUUGAAAUUGGUUCGAAAUGCGGUACCCGCCCCAAGCAGCGCGCGAUUCCCAUCGUCGCUAGUAUGAUAAAUACCUCUUUAUCGGUUUAUAUCGGCGCAGCGCGUUGCAGUCUCCGUCAUCCGGCACUUCAAGCCAAGGACUAAUCCACCAUCCGCAUCGUCUGUGCAUUCUAAGUAUUCUCACACAGCACGGCCUCUCAAGGCCGCCGUACACCGCUAGGGCUUCCACCACCCCGCCCCGCUCGCCCGUCCACCCUCCCGCCAUCCGACCGUCCACCUCCCAUCCAUCCGACCGUCCGUCCGCGCAUCAACCCCCAGCGCGCGUCCCCCGCGCGAAGAUGGCGGAGUCGAGCAGCAGUGGCGGUGGCAGCGAGUGGCAGCGCGCGCAGCAGGGCGUGCGCGUGAGCGUGGACCUGGUGGCGGCGGCGCAGCAGCAGCUGCGCCUGCUGCACGCCGUCGACUGCUGCGCGGGGCUCUACUCCGGCCCCGCCGUGCGCCGCGCCAUCCGCAGAUACGAGCGCUGCUGGCUCCCACUCCUGGACGAGCUGCAAGGGGGAAGGCAGUUAGCAGGGGCAAGCAGCAGCAGCAAUAGCAAUAGGAGUGGAGAGGCGGAGCUGCCGUCGUUUCUCGUGCCGCCGCUAGACGUGCACUGGAUAUGGCUCUGCCAUCGACUCGCCCCUGACGCCUAUGCGCGUGACUGCACAGCAAUGUUCUCUAGGGUCCUCAACUGCCCUCUCCCUCUCCUCGACCCCUCCGCCGCCGCCGCCUCGUCCUCCUUCUCGUCCUCCUUCUCCUCCACCACCCCCUCCUCCCUACACUCCCCCCACUCUCCCUCCACACUCUCCCCCUCCUCCUCUUCCGCGCACUCGCACCCGUUCCUCCUGCCGUCGGACCAGCAGCAGAUGGAAGCAGUGGCUGUGAGUCGCCGCAUUUGGAACGAGCGGUGGCCUGGGGACCCCUACGACCUGCAUUUCUUCCAGAAGAGCGGCAAUGCUGCUGCCGGCGCUGCUGCGUCGCUGGCCUCACUGCACCUCCCGCCCAGCCUGCUCGGAUCCUCUAGCUUCCGCUCCUUGGCUUCCCCACCCCUCCCUGCUUCUCCUGGUGCUGCUGCGGGCCCUGGUGGUUCAGAGAGCAGGGGGGACGACGAAGCGGCGAGAGCAGAGACAGCGUCAGUGCAGGAGAGGAUUUCGUACGAUCUGGAAGCAGCGGUGGCGCGGCAGGCGCAGUUUUUCCACCAGAUAGCGCGGCCACACAUGCAGGACGCCAAGUACCUGCUGGGAGCUGUGGAGCGCUACAAGGCAUUCCUCUGGCUCGCCAAACACAAGCUCCCUGCUGCUCACGACAACGCUGCUGCUGCUGCUGCUGGUGCUGCGGACGCUUCUUCUGCUGGUGGUGGUGGUGGCAGUGGUGCGAGCGGCAUGUUUGUCCCUGCUCUGGACAUUGACUUUGUGUGGCACGCGCACCAACUCGCUCCUCUGGCCUAUGCCCAUGACUGCAACGCCCUUCUUGGCCGCCUGCUCUCCCACCAUGACUCCCUCCCAGACCACCAUGAGCCACCCACCACAUCCGACACCCCCCCCUCCUCCUCAUCCCUCUCUUCCGCCCUCCAAUCCACAGCCGCCACGUGGCUGCAAUUCUACGGCCGUCCCUACGCACGAGCAGGCACCAUCCGGAAAGACCCCCCUCCUCCUCCAUUCCCGUUCCCCCCUCCCCUGAAAUCCAAAUCCGUGGGAGGAGGAGGAGGAGCGGGAGGGAGCGGGUCGGGAAGCAUAGCAAGUGGGGCGAGCAGCGGGCCGGGGAGCCUCAUCCCCUCAGGAAGCAGCUCCCGAGGCACGUCCAAGAUAACCUCUCCUGUAUCCUCGCCAGGAGCAUCCCCCAUACAAGACAUGCGGGGCGACCUGCGUGGGGGCAUCCCCCCCCGGCACGUGUUUGACGCGUGCCUCUCCCUUCUUUCCGUCUCCUCCCUCCCUUCAUCCCUCAAAGGCGACCUCUCUCUCCAAAUCUCCUCCCUCUCUGCCUGCCCCUCCCUCCGCCUCCGCUCCCUCAAACUCCCACUUCCUCUCUCCUCCUCCCCCUCCCCCUCCUCCUCCUCCCCGUCCGCGUCCACCCCCGCUCUCCCCCCAAACGAGCACCCGUGGCCCAACAACCCCACGUGGUGGUUAACCCUAGAUGCAGAGACCAAGGGCGUGGUGCUGCAAUUGUUUCUGGAGCCCCCCAAGGGGCGGCUGUCGGGCAUAGCGGGCAUGGCGGGGAUGACGGGCGCGCACAAGGCGAGGAGUCUGGGCGAGGCCACGGUGCUGUGGGGGGACGUGUUUGCUGCCAGGGACCUCACGUGGCACGGGACAGUGGCUCUGGCGUUGGGGGCUGCAGGGAGUGGGAAGGGUGCCCCUGACCAUCCCCACGUGCGCAUUCAUGUCACCGUCACACCGCCUCAGCCGGCCCCUGCGCUGCUGCUGCUGCACCCAGCAGUGGGCACGGACGACAGCGGGCUGCAGCUGACAGCAGCGGCAGUGGCGGCGCUGAAGCAGCAGCAGGAGGGGCGGUGGAUGGCGCGCACCGUGCUGGACCACACUCUCGCCGAGCGCUUCGUGCUGCGCAUCCGGGUGGCCAAGGGGCACGGGUCACAGCAGGUGGAGGUACCAGCGGAGUCCAAGCGAGUGCUGCUGCAUCGGGGAGGCUGGUCGCCCUCUCCUAAGGUUAAGGGCGGGCUCGUCGCUGCUGGCGAGCGUGUGGACGAGGUGUGUCAGCUCAAGUCACACCAUAUGGCGUCUCAGCGCACCUGGAUGGCCUACUCCGGCUGGACGCUCCAAGUCACCCUGCGCCAUCCCCACCUCCCCUCCUCCUCCUCCCUCCCCUCCACCGUCUCCUUCCCCUCCUCUUCCUCCCUUUCCUCCUCCUCCUCCUCCUCCUCCGCCUCUUCGUCCUUGCCCUUUCCCGGCCUUAGAUUCCAAGUAGCCAAGAUGCCAGGCCCACCGAUGGCACUUGCUCCCGGCCGCCGGCUCGCCUACUAUCGCUCUCCCUCCUCCCUCUCCUCCCUCCCCUCCUCCUCCUCCGCCUCCGCGCUCCUGCGCUCGUCCAGCACCGCUGCAGCAGCAGCAGCGGCAGCGCAUGGCAGCAGGGGGAGGGCCAGAGCGGACGGGGCGUGCAUGGGGGGCGAGGGGGAGGAUGGGGAGGACGCAGAGGGCGAGGAGGCGGGGUAUGUGACGGUGGUGCGGUAUCCAGAGGACUGCCCUGGGGGCGUAGCCACCGCGCUCUUUAACUGGCGCACAGGGGGGAUAGAGGUGCAGCCGCACGAGCGGUUGGAUGUGGUGGUGCUGAUGGCGGUGGCCGUGGCACAGUCAUGGCACGACCUGCACCUUGCUGCCAGCACUUCUGCUGUUGCCAAGAAGAAAGCUGCCACUCCUGUUAAGAGCACGCCCUCUAAGAUCACGCCGUCCAAGCUGCCGCGGCACGCUGCCUCUGUGGGCAAGGAUGACCGAUGGGGUUCGGUGGUUGUUAAUCCCUCUCCCGCCGGCGCCAUGUCAGCGGACCCGCCUCUCUACGAUUGGUUCAUGUCACGCAUGCUGAUGUGGCACGACUCGCCGCUCUAUAAUGCUAGUGAUGUAGGUGGCUCCUGUGCUGCGCUUCUCGGGGGCAGUGCGUGUGGAGCAAUGUGAGUAAGUACACUAGUUUCGCGUGGAUGGGACUGUCUAGUUUAGAUGGAGAUGCAGAAGAUUGGACGUCACUGGUUGGUAUAAUAAAAAGUACCUAUGUGUUGAGAUAUUACUCCGGACGUAAUGUAAAAUGGAC
This is a messenger RNA of Closterium sp. NIES-67, 4128 nucleotides long. NCBI's taxonomy places the organism in Eukaryota, Viridiplantae, Streptophyta, Zygnematophyceae, Desmidiales, Closteriaceae. The record is from the annotation of a GenBank genome assembly.